Molecule: messenger RNA, 1520 nt
Organism: Xenopus tropicalis (tropical clawed frog)
Lineage: Eukaryota; Metazoa; Chordata; Amphibia; Anura; Pipidae
Gene: ckmt1b
Product: creatine kinase, mitochondrial 1B
Exons: 10
Coding region: 42-1295 (417 amino acids)
Biological process (GO): phosphocreatine biosynthetic process
Cellular component (GO): mitochondrial inner membrane
Molecular function (GO): transferase activity, transferring phosphorus-containing groups; phosphotransferase activity, nitrogenous group as acceptor; kinase activity
Source: RefSeq, marked provisional
CCAGGACAAGUCAGCACACACAGAGCUUCAGGAUCCCCAAAAUGGCCAGUACUUUCACCAGAAUCCUGUCCUCAAGGAAAUCAGCUGGACUCCUGGCAAUGGUUGGAGCAGGUUCUGUAGCAGCUGGAUACCUAAUGACCAGAGAAGCAAUCAGUGCCGACACCAGCAAUAGGAGGCUUUACCCAGCAAGUGCAGAGUAUCCUGAUCUGCGCAAGCACAACAACUGUAUGGCAAGCAAUCUUACUCCUGCCAUCUACACCAAACUCUGCGACAAGAAGACACCUGCAGGUUUCACGGUGGACCAAUGCAUCCAGACUGGGGUGGAUAACCCAGGGCAUCCCUUUAUUAAGACAGUAGGGAUGGUAGCAGGAGAUGAAGAAUGCUAUGAGGUGUUUGCAGAUCUGUUUGACCCUGUUAUAAAGGAACGCCACAAUGGCUAUGACCCACGAACCAUGAAGCACCCCACAGACUUAGAUGCAAGCAAGAUCAAAGGUGGCUUCUUUGACGAACGCUAUGUGCUUUCCUCUCGUGUCCGUACUGGCCGAAGCAUCCGCGGUCUGAGCCUGCCCCCAGCUUGCACCCGAGCAGAGAGAAGGGAAGUGGAAAAGGUGACAGCAGAUGCCCUUAAUGGACUCCAGGGAGACUUAUCUGGACACUACUACAGCCUGACGCAAAUGACAGAAAAGCAACAGCAGCAGCUUAUUGAUGACCACUUCCUCUUUGACAAACCUGUAUCCCCAUUGCUGACAGCAGCUGGAAUGGCGCGGGACUGGCCUGAUGCUAGAGGAAUAUGGCACAACAAUGAGAAGACCUUCCUCAUCUGGAUUAAUGAAGAGGACCACACAAGGGUCAUCUCUAUGGAAAAGGGGGGAAAUAUGAAGAGGGUCUUUGAGCGGUUCUGUCGGGGCCUGAAGGAGGUUGAGAGACUGAUUCAAGAAAAAGGCUGGGAGUUCAUGUGGAAUGAGCGACUGGGUUAUAUCCUAACUUGUCCAUCCAACUUGGGCACAGGCCUGAGAGCCGGAGUGCACAUUAAACUACCUCUCCUGAGCAAGGAUGCUCGUUUUGCAAAGAUACUGGAAAACCUCCGUCUUCAGAAGAGAGGCACAGGAGGAGUUGACACUGCUGCUGUUGGAAGCACAUUCGAUAUCUCUAACUUGGAUCGUUUAGGAAAAUCUGAGGUGGAGCUGACGCAGAUGGUUAUUGAUGGAGUCAAUUACCUUAUUGACUGUGAGAAGCGUCUAGAGAAAGGGCAAGAUAUCCGCAUUCCUUCCCCCGUGGCCCAGUUCAAACACUAAUGUAAAGCCAUAAACUUUGACACCAAAUGCCAUGGCCCCUUUUCAGAAUGGAAGUGGGAUAAAUCAAAAUCACUGGAUAUGCCCCACUGGAUAUGGUGGGCAGCUUGCUAUACACAUGCGCCCUAAAUAUUGUACAGCAGUUGCAGCAUGGUGUGAAUAUCUAUAAAUACAUUAUUAUAUAUAAACAUUGUCCUGCUUCCAUUUCAAUAAACAACACUGCUGGCA